CUCUCCUGUGCUCCUGGUCCUGCCUGAGCUUCUUAUCAGCUUUCAUCAGACCCCUCUCCCUCCCUUAUUUUUCCGGCCAUGGCCGCCACUCUUAUCAUAAAACCACCACCAUUCUCCACCGUUACUCCACCACACACCUCCACUCUCCGGCCAUGGACCCCAUUCUUCACAACCCACAAACCCCUCUUUCCAUCACACAACUUCUCAUCACUAACCGUUUCCAGCGCCAUCGCAACCGGCCCAGACCGCAUUACCCGGUUCGACGGCCAAGAAUCCGAAGCCACCGACCUCAUUUCAUCAUUCAAUGAAAAAAUCAUCAAAGAACAGUUCACCAAACGCAAUUCUGGUCGGUACAGUCAGCAACCAGAACCCGAACCAAAUUCGGCUUCUGUUACUGAUGAAGAAGUUGAUAAAUACAUUCAGUUAGUGAAACAGCAACAGCAGAGAGGACUUAGGGAGUUAAAAAGAGGCCGUUUACGUGCCGCGGGUGGGUCGGGUUUAGAAAAUAAUAGUGAAGGGGGUUUUAGUUAUAAAGUUGACCCAUUUAGUUUAGAAGAAGGUGAUUAUGUAGUUCAUAAGAAAGUUGGUAUUGGUAGAUUUAUAUCUAUUAGGCCUAGUAUUCCUGAAGGCUCUACUGUUCCUAUUGAUUAUGUUUAUAUUCAGUAUGCUGAUGGUGUUGCUAAAUUGCCCGUUAAACAGGCCUCCAAGUUUCUAUAUCGAUAUAAUUUGCCGAAUGAAAGUGGAGCGCCGCGAGGAUUGGGGAGAUUGAAGGAUACAAGUGUUUGGGAGAAGAGGAAAGUUAAAGGGAAGGUUGCUAUUCAGAGAAUGGUUGUUGAUUUGAUGGAGGUUUAUUUAAAUAGGUUAAGAUUGAGAAGACCUCCGCAUCCUAAGAAUCCUGCGAUGGCUGAAUUUGCUGCUCAAUUUCCAUAUGAACCUACCCCUGAUCAGAAACAGGCUUUUAUCGAUGUUGAGAAAGAUUUGACAGAGAGAGAAACUCCGAUGGACAGAUUGAUUUGUGGAGAUGUAGGAUUUGGGAAGACGGAAGUUGCUCAACGUGCCCUCUUUUGUGUGGUUUCAUCUGGGAAGCAGGCAAUGGUGUUAGCACCCACCAUCGUUUUGGCUCGACAGCAUUAUAGUGUUAUUUCAGAGAGAUUUUCCAGAUACCCCAACAUUAGGGUUGGACUUAUGAGCAGAUUUCAGACUAGAUCAGAGAGAGAGGAGUAUUUUCAUUUGAUCCAAAAUGGCGAACUGGAUAUAAUAAUUGGAACUCAUUCGCUUCUUGGCAGCCGUGUUACAUAUGAUAACUUAGGGCUUUUAAUAGUUGAUGAAGAACAGAGGUUUGGUGUCAAACAGAAGGAGAUGAUUGCUUCAAUGAAAACCUCCGUUGAUGUUCUUACUCUUUCCGCGACACCUAUACCAAGAACCCUCUAUUUAGCAUUAACCGGAUUCCGUGAUUGCAGUUUAAUCUCAACAGCACCUCCUCAAAGAGUUCCUAUAAAAACAUAUCUUUCAGAGUAUGGUGAGGAAAAGGUUAUAUCAGCAAUCAAAUUUGAGCUGGAACGCGGAGGCCAGGUUUUUUAUGUUUUGCCACGUAUUCAAGGUCUCGAAGAGGUGAUGGCAUUUCUUGAGAAGUCUUUCCCGGAUGUUGAAAUUGCUCUUGCUCAUGGACAGCUAUAUUCAAAACGUUUAGAGAAAACCAUGUCAAGAUUUGUGGAAGGAGAAAUCAAGAUUCUAGUUUCCACUAAUAUUGUUGAAAGUGGGCUUGAUAUUCAAAAUGCUAACACCAUCAUAAUCCAGGACUUUCAGCAAUUUGGACUGGCACAACUUUAUCAGCUGCGUGGAAGGGUGGGAAGGUCAAGUAAAGAAGCUCAUGCCCAUCUGUUCUACCCCAAUAAGUUGUUACUUUCUCCAGAAGCAAAGAAAAGGCUCGCAGCUCUUGAGGAAUGUGGUGACCUUGGCCAGGGAUUGCAACUUGCAGAAAGGGACAUGACCAUAAGGGGUUUUGGUAAUAUAUUUGGUGUGCAACAAACAGGGGAUAUUGGCAACGUAGGAAUUGAUUUGUUUUUUGAAAUGCUUUUUGAGAGCUUAUCUAUGGUUGAUGUACAUCGAACUCGUCCAGUCCCUUAUAAAUCUGUCAAGCUUGAGUUGGAUAUAAAUCCUCGUCUCUCUUCUGAGUACAUAAAUUACUUGGACAAUCCAAUAGAAGUGGUUAAAGAUGCAGAGAAAGCUGCAGAUAAAGACAUGUGGAGUUUGGUGCAAUAUACAGUGGAUCUAAGGAGGCAGUAUGGAAAAGAACCUUACGCCAUGGAGGUUUUACUGAAGAAACUUUAUGUGAAGAGAAUGGCAGCAGAUAUAGGAAUUACUAGAAUCUAUGUUUCGGGAAAAACUGUGGUAAUGAUGACCAACAUGAGCCAACAGGUAUUCAAGAUGAUAAGAGAUGCCAUGAUGUCGGACACUCACCGCAAUAUGCUCGUUUUUGAAGGAGAGGAAAUCAAGGCAGAAUUACUUAUAGAUCUACCGAAGGAUCAACUUCUUACUUGGAUCUUCCAGUUGUUAGCUGAACUUCAUUCUGCACUACCUGCCCUUAUAAGAUACUAAAGAAAAGAGUUAAGGUAUCCUCCCCGGCAUCAAGCAAUAAAGAUGUAUUGUAUGUGAUGGAUAAGCAAACAGCUCGGUAUGAAACCUAACCAAAGUAAGCUAAGCUAACUGAAUCAAACCUAGCCUUUUCUAAUGCGUGGGUUAAAACCAAACCCAAACAUUGCAUAUGCUGAGACUGCACAUAUUGAUGAUUUAAGCCACUUUGAGUUGGUUUUUGCUUGUUUGAUGAAUCAUUGGUCCAUUCAGCCAUCGCAGGAACCUACAGAUGGGUCAAUGGGCGACCGUCCAACAUACCAUUAUAUGUGGAUGGGUGAGGCAUAUUCUAUGUAGAUGGUGGAGUAUUAUAAAUGAAUAUCUUUGUAACUAAUUAGCUCUAGUACUGGCUUAUUGUAAUUAUUAUCUGUAGAUUUAUAUAUAUUGAAGAAUUUUUAAGAGCA
Messenger RNA from Erigeron canadensis, 3035 nucleotides. RefSeq names its product ATP-dependent DNA helicase At3g02060, chloroplastic. NCBI's taxonomy places the organism in Eukaryota, Viridiplantae, Streptophyta, Magnoliopsida, Asterales, Asteraceae. Gene Ontology annotation, molecular function: ATP binding; nucleic acid binding. The record is from RefSeq and is a predicted model, not a curated record. The coding region runs from base 79 to 2598 and encodes 839 amino acids. The transcript is spliced from 13 exons.